AUGAUAGGAUCCAAGCUAUUUCCAUGGAAAUCAAACGAUUGGAAAUCUAAACUACUUCCAUGGGAAUCGUCAUAUAUGGAUUCCAAGAGUCAUCGUCAUAACCAGGAUAAGAAUUCCAUCAAAAAUAAUAACAAUAAAAAUAAAAAUAACAAUAAUAAUGCCAAUAAUACCAGUAAUAAUAAUUACAACCUUGGGAAAUCAAAAAGACACUCCUUGGACUCUCUUAAACACGGCAUCACUUCGAGGAUAAUCAGAAGAUCAGGGUCCUCGGAAAGAACCAGGGAGGUGAUCACCAGAGCAGACCUUCUAGCCCACAGUCCCCGCCAUUGGAGUACGACACCUAAACUGAGAUCCCCAACCUUCGAAGAUCUUAAUGACGACGAGCAUCAAGUGGUGAGUUACCAACCGGAACCGGAUAAUGAAGAAGAACCCGACAACUUGAGCCGAUGGGACAGUAGGGACACAGGACGGUUGAAGCUACGGUUGGUGGUUGAUUCAAGUAUCCCUAUUCUUUGA
Messenger RNA from Saccharomycopsis crataegensis, 516 nucleotides. RefSeq lists its product as uncharacterized. Lineage: Eukaryota; Fungi; Ascomycota; Saccharomycetes; Ascoideales; Saccharomycopsidaceae. The coding region runs from base 1 to 516 and encodes 171 amino acids. The transcript has a single exon. The record is from RefSeq and is a predicted model, not a curated record.